CUGACUUGUCUGUCCCUUUCUCUCACUCACUCUCUCACUCACUCACUCACUCACUCUCUCACUCUCUCUCGCUCUCUCGCUCUCUCUACCUACAACCUCCACCUCCCUCCACCUGCUACACUUCCCCCUUCCCCUCUCUCAAACCAAAUUCCAUCCAUCAACUACUUACCUCUCUUUUCCUUUCCUCUUCUCCACUACACAUACUUUUUUCUUUCGUUGUCGCAUAUCGCUAAAUCAACCUAUUUUCUGCUCUUCCGUUUGCUGAUCUUCACCUCUCAAUAAAGAUGGCUGAGAUUCGCCGCAAGCUUGUCAUCGUUGGUGAUGGUGCCUGUGGUAAGACUUGUCUGUUGAUUGUCUUCUCCAAGGGCACUUUCCCCGAGGUCUAUGUCCCCACUGUCUUCGAGAACUAUGUUGCCGAUGUUGAGGUCGAUGGCAAGCACGUUGAGCUUGCUCUUUGGGAUACUGCUGGUCAGGAAGAUUACGAUCGUCUUCGCCCUCUCUCAUACCCCGACUCUCACGUUAUCCUGAUUUGCUUUGCUGUCGACUCCCCUGACUCGUUGGACAACGUUCAGGAGAAGUGGAUCUCCGAGGUUCUGCACUUCUGCCAGGGUCUCCCCAUCAUUCUCGUCGGCUGCAAGAUGGAUCUCCGUCACGACCCCAAGACCAUUGAAGAACUCCACAAGACCUCUCAGAAGCCGGUUACCCCUGAGCAGGGUGAGGAGGUUCGCAAGAAGAUUGGUGCCUACAAGUACCUCGAGUGCUCUGCCCGUACCAACGAGGGCGUUCGUGAGGUCUUUGAGGCGGCUACCCGGGCUGCGCUCUUGACCAAGGCCCACAAGAGCAAGAAGAAGUGCACCAUCCUGUAAACUAGUUGUUUCCUUCGCAAAAGGUCUGUUUCGUGCGGAGAUUAUAUGAACGGAUAAGCGUCUCGAAUAUUUGGUUUCUAUCAUUUUACUCCGAA
This is a messenger RNA of Aspergillus aculeatinus CBS 121060, 961 nucleotides long. It is a transcript of the gene rho1, whose product is annotated as Rho family GTPase RHO1. Gene Ontology annotation, biological process: small GTPase-mediated signal transduction. NCBI's taxonomy places the organism in Eukaryota, Fungi, Ascomycota, Eurotiomycetes, Eurotiales, Aspergillaceae. The record is from RefSeq and is a predicted model, not a curated record. Bases 285 to 866 code for a protein of 193 amino acids. The transcript is spliced from 5 exons. Gene Ontology annotation, molecular function: GTPase activity; GTP binding.